CAUUGUUUUACACUGACGAAGAAGAAAAAGUACACCGCAAGAUGGCGACUCCCAUGCACAGGAUAAUAGCCAGGAGACAAGCAGAGGCAAACAAGCAGAAUGUGCGGUGUCAGAAGUGUCUGGAGAUGGGGCACUGGACAUACGAAUGCACAGGGAAGAGAAAGUACGUGCACAGACCGUCCAGGACAGUGGAGAUGAAGAAGAAACUGAAGGAGAUCGAAAACAAACCUCUUGCCAUCACUGGACCUGGGACAGAAGAUUCGGCUGAGAAGAAAUCUAAAAAGAAGGCUAAAGACUCCAGUGGCAGCAGCAGUGACUCGGACAGCUCAUCCAGUGAAGAUUCCUCUGACAGCAGUGACUCCUCCAGCUCAUCGUCCGACAGCAGCAGCGACAGUGACGACUCUUCAUCGUCUUCAUCGUCUUCGUCCUCCUCUGACAGCUCCGACUCUGAGAGCAGCAGCGACUCAGACCAGGGCCCACCAAAGAAGAAGAAAAAGAAGAAAUAAAAUGGAAGCUUCCCCAGUAUUGCUGACUAGUAUGUUUGGGUUGUAGUUUGAGUCAUUUGGGCCUUAUCGGAUUGUUUUCAAAUUCUGUAAGGAGGAGCCAGUAUUUCUUUAUUCCCUCUAUGGUAUUUGCGAAAAGAUCGAAAAGGAAAAUUCACAAAUCUUGAAGCAGAUAGGUUAUAUCAAAAUGUGUAUUAUUCCUAUAUAUUAUACCACACAACAAAAUCAAUUAGUUUAUUUAUCUUGACUGAAUUAUAGGUCUGUGAAUGUUGGGACAUUAUCUAAAACCUAACUAACCCAUGUCUAAACUUUCUUAAAUUAAUAUUCAGGUGAACGCAUUGGUUUAUAAUAAAUCUGUAAUCACUGGGCCUAUAACCAUUAAAAAAAACAAAGAAAAAACACUGCCAUCUUUCAGUGCAAAUAAUCUAAGAUAAAAUGAAACACCUUUCCUUGUAGCAUCAAACUGACAUUCAGUUACUCAGGACAGAUGUCUUUUGAGUUUUGCAUGGGACAAAAUGAUGCUGGUGGGAAAUAUUUUAAUUAUAUUAGAUGUACAUAGUGUCUAGUAUCUUUUGCAUCUUCCCCUCUUUUCACCAACUGCUUCCAUAAAUAUCUGUUUUGGUAUGCGAUUAGGCUCAUGUCUCUACCCGUGUAAUGUACAUGAUUUAUAAUGCUGUUGUACUAUUGCUAAUUCUUUCCUCUCUAGUUUUAACCUAUUGGCUCAUGUUGCAAGAUUUUAUUUUUAAUAACAUGACUAUUGUCAUAUUUAAAGAGCAGUACACAUUGAAAUAUUUACUUGUUUCAUGCUUAGUUUGAAUGUUGAAGUUUAGUUGCAAAGGUGUACAUUUUUUUGUCAUGUUACAGGUUUAUUUUUUACGUCCAUCUUCUAAAUUAACAUGUUAAGAUGCAAGCUUUUGUACUAAAGUAUAUUUUAGCAUAGUAACAAAAUACACAUGCACAAUCAAGAUUAAUGUGAGCUUGUUCACAAAUUAAAAUGUUUAUUCACAUUUUAAGACUUGGUAAGAAAUGGGCUUGAUAAACUGUAAAAAUAAAGUUUCAAUUUUUUAUUUU
This is a messenger RNA of Periophthalmus magnuspinnatus, 1574 nucleotides long. It is a transcript of the gene zcchc10, whose product is annotated as zinc finger, CCHC domain containing 10. Lineage: Eukaryota; Metazoa; Chordata; Actinopteri; Gobiiformes; Gobiidae. The record is from RefSeq and is a predicted model, not a curated record. Gene Ontology annotation, molecular function: zinc ion binding; nucleic acid binding. The transcript has 4 exons. Bases 42 to 506 code for a protein of 154 amino acids.